Ilex paraguariensis (yerba mate) is the source of this 756-nucleotide messenger RNA. The record is from the annotation of a GenBank genome assembly. NCBI's taxonomy places the organism in Eukaryota, Viridiplantae, Streptophyta, Magnoliopsida, Aquifoliales, Aquifoliaceae.
AUGGAGGCGUCAUUGAGUUCACGUGGUAAACAAUCUGUUGCUUCCAAAGGAAAACCAGAUACCCAUGAAGAGGAGGAGAGUGGUUGGACAGCUUACUUUGAAGAUUUCAUAGCAAACCAAAGAGAACAUAGCUCAAAUUCAGAUACUUUUAUUAACCCUUCCUUUGUUUCUGAUGCUGCUUCUUAUGUUCCAUGGAAUGUAAUCUCCAACAACAAUCAAGAACUAGCAUGCCCUUCAAUGGUUGCCUCACCACCGAAGAAUCCCAAGAAACUAAAUUUCAAGAAAACAAGAAGCAAAGAAAUAUUUUAUGACGAUUCAUUGGAAGAUACUGCUAGUUCUCCUGUCAAUAGCCCCAAGGCGUCAUUGAGUUCACGUGGUAAACAAUCUGUUGCUUCCAAAGGAAAACCAGAUACCCAUGAAGAGGAGGAGAGUGGUUGGACAGCUUACUUUGAAGAUUUCAUAGCAAACCAAAGAGAACAUAGCUCAAAUUCAGAUACUUUUAUUAACCCUUCCUUUGUUUCUGAUGCUGCUUCUUAUGUUCCAUGGAAUGUAAUCUCCAACAACAAUCAAGAACUAGCAUGCCCUUCAAUGGUUGCCUCACCACCGAAGAAUCCCAAGAAACUAAAUUUCAAGAAAACAAGAAGCAAAGAAAUAUUUUAUGACGAUUCAUUGGAAGAUACUGCUAGUUCUCCUGUCAAUAGCNUUUUGGUUCAACGGACCGGUGUGUUCAAAUCAACUUAUGUGUAUCUCGACUAA